AUGGCUUCAGAUCGACCGCAGCUCACUUGGCCAUCCGCUCAAGUCCCUGUUGAAAUUUUUGACGAAAUCACCACCUACCUGUCACGGUCAGAUGUCAAGAAUCUGCGUCUCGUGAAUCAUGAAUUUGACCGCAUGGUCUCGGCUAAAUACUUCCGCAAUGUCGUGGUUCCUUUUCGGUCCGAAAUGUACAAGGCUAGACAGAAGGUGUCAUACAAGGGUGAUCUCGAGCCGACCCAGCCCUGUACCGACACACUAUUCUCGAGCGGCAUGCGGAUUUUUCAGUCUUUUGGAGAGCACAUACUUCGUUUUGCACUGUCGCUAGAACUGGACGAAGAGAGUCUGGCAUACCCACCGAUCAAGCCAACUCAGAAGGCUAUCACAUCUUAUUGGGGGAUAUACCGAUGGCCUCACGAGUCGUAUCUACGGUAUACGGAACUGGAGGGGCUCGAGCAGACUGCCGAUGAGACCGCUUCGAUGAAGGAGGCUUUAAACUGCCUAACCCAGGUCCAGGAGCUUGGGCUCUGCUGUGAUGCGGGACUAGGCUACCUGUUGGGGCCGGAUCAGCAACUCGAGAGUCCUCCCUUGCCCCAUCCAGUUUUCGGACUUCGCAAUCUUCGAUAUAGGCUGCUGCAUCAGCGAUUGGCACGAGCUGAUUCGGCCAGUAUGAACGCCCGCAAGCUCGCCUUCGAGAGUCCCCGCGAUUUCAAGUAUACCGUGCUGGAGUCGAUGGUAAAAAACGCCGGUUAUACGCAGGCACAGGUGAAAGACGCAAUCGCCAUGCUAUUGAGCACCGAGAAUGUGUCUUUGGUGAACAUAGACUUCGAUGAACGCACCACGGCAGCCAUGGCGACGUCCGAUUCAAGCAUUAAUAUUUUCAACCCUGCUUCAAAUCCAGGCGUCAUCUCCAAUGUAAACGGCGCUGCUGGAGACGACGACGACGAUGCAGCGCUCCAACGGGCGGUGGUAUCCGUGUUGAGCGAAUCCACAUCCGGUCACCCUUUGCAACCCAGGAACCUCACAAGAGCGCAAAAGGAAAUGUUGUUGGAGCUUGAAUGGGCUCACAGGGCACUCAUCCAAUCCUAUGUGAUCGCCCUUAUCGACAACGCCCACACAAAUAGUUUUAAUGCUCUGACGACCUUGACUGUCGCCAAGAUACCCAGUAGCCAUAUCUUCAUGUUUCAGAGACAAGACUUCUGGCAGAGUUUGCCUAAUUUGACAAACGUUGCCCUCGCGGUCGUUGCCGAUUGGCGUCAAGUAGCCAAGGUAGCUCCUGGUUGCGUGGAGGACAAUUUCGUAUCACCAGUAGAUGCCGUCGCCAAGGCAUACCAGUUACUCCAGGAUUACGUUGCAAAACAAUCCAAUAUUGCGUUCCUUCACUUCGAGUGGAUUUGCGGCGGUGAGUUUGCACCUGGGAUCACACAGAGGAAUCUCAAUGUUCUUCCCGCGCCGUUUUGUCUGCCGUCCCAGAUGGUGCAACCUGACGUAGCCAAGGCACCAGAGCACCUGCUGUCGCUGCCAUACAUCAAGCACCUUUCACUCAAAAACUGCUACAGCACACCACAUGUGUUUCUGCAAGUCGUCCGAUCUAUGGCACUUCAUUCUCUGGAAAAGUUAGAGCUCGAAAGUGUUUCCCUAACCGCACCACCUACGCGAGAUCAGGGUCACGUAGGAACGUUUUUGCAGGUACAAGUGCAGGCGCAAGUCCAAGGACAAGUACAAGCGCCAAUACAAGCUCAGCAGCAGGUAGCUCAUGGUACUGCCCAUCUUCAGGUACCACAGCCCCCACCUCUUCCGCCUGCGCCGCUUCAACCACAAGCCCCUGCAGGGCCUCAACCACCUGCCAUACAUCCAAUACCGCACGGCAUGGUUUUUGGCACUAUACCACCUGCAAUGAUACCACAAGCUCCCCAGCAAGCAGCACAACUGGUUCAGCCUCCACCGCUCCCCUCUGAGCCAAAUUGGAGCAAUUUGCGGCUUAAGCAGCCCAGUCUGCUGACUUGGGCGGGAAUUGUCGAACGUUUCACGCCAGCACCCACGAUAAAGGAGUUGAUGACCAGACAGGAUAACGAAGAAGACCUGUGGAUUGAGAAUUUGGUUCAAACAGACGAGGGUUACCGGUGUAUUCCCAGGCCGCAUGGUCUUCUCGAGGAGAAAGGGUACUUCAGUAUUGAGAGCAUGUCGUUCAAAUCGUGCGGCUAUGUCGUGUUAGAAGUACCCGCCAUCGACAACCACGCAAUACUGCCAAUCAACCCCCCCUGGCAGGAGCCACAAGACGUAACGUCACGGCGAAGGGAGCUUGCCCCCUUCAUGCAGGUGUGUACCGACAGACUAGCGGCCAAGAUCACGAACUACAUGCCGAUUCAGGAGCAGUUCAACCUCACAACUGCUUAUGGAAUGGACACUGAAUGGACGAACGUGUACGACGAAGAGGUCAUUGAAGCUGCAAAGCGUGACGGCAUCGUGCAUCCUGGCAAAGGCCGUUUCAGUGGCACGAUUUCCAAGACAGCCGCAUAG
Colletotrichum truncatum is the source of this 2514-nucleotide messenger RNA. The record is from RefSeq and is a predicted model, not a curated record. NCBI's taxonomy places the organism in Eukaryota, Fungi, Ascomycota, Sordariomycetes, Glomerellales, Glomerellaceae.